AUGCUGGAGACGGACAAAGAGGCUCUGCGCCGGGCCGGUAUCCGCUUCAUGGAUGUGACAGACUACAAAGGACUUGGAGAGCAGAACGCAGUCAUGCUGGCGACGCAAAAGCACAAGCUGCCAGACUUUCCCAAGAAGCUUGCUGAGAGCACGCAUGUCAGGUCGCUCAUUCCCGAACUGUCGCAGAAGCAGAUGAGGACAAACCUAGAGCGCUUCUCGGGCUUUCACUCGCGCUACUACAAGUCAAAGUAUGGCGCUGCUAGCGGCGAGUACCUGUUCAAUCUGGUUCAAAAUAUGACGAGCAGCCACCCAGGCAUCAAGGUUUCACAAUUUGAGCAUCCCUGGGGUCAACACUCGGUGAUUGCUACGCUCAAGGGUGAAACUGAUCAGGUCGUUGUGGUGGGUGCUCAUCAAGAUUCUGCAAACCUGUUCCUGCCUAGCUUUAUGCCAGCUCCUGGUGCAGAUGACGAUGGCAGUGGCACUGUGACCAUUCUGGAAGUCUUGCGCGUUCUGUCAGAUUCUGGCUUCAAGCCUAAAAAUACACUCGUCUUUGCUUGGUUCUCCGCAGAGGAAGGUGGCUUGCUCGGUAGUCAGGCGUACUUUGCGCAUUGCGAGAAGACUGGCGUCAAUGUGAUUGCUAUGCUGCAGCAAGACAUGACUGGCUUCACCAAGAAGACGAUUGACGCUGGCCUGCCAGAGAGUGUCGGUGUAAUCGUUGAUUUUGUCGACCCUGAUUUGACCAACUUCAUCAAGCUACUUGUGGAUGAUUACUGCGACAUCCCCUAUGUGGAGACAAAGUGCGGGUAUGCAUGCAGCGAUCAUGCAUCUGCCACCAAGGCUGGCUAUCGCAGUGCCUUUGUGAUCGAGGCUGCCUUUUCAGAGUCCAACAACUACAUCCACACGCAGCAGGAUGUGAUUAGCAAUCUGGACUUUGCUCAUAUGCGCCAGCAUGCAAUCUUGACGCUUGGCUUUGCAGUAGAGGCGGCAGCUAUCUGA
Molecule: messenger RNA, 996 nt
Organism: Protomyces lactucae-debilis
Lineage: Eukaryota; Fungi; Ascomycota; Taphrinomycetes; Taphrinales; Protomycetaceae
Exons: 1
Coding region: 1-996 (331 amino acids)
Biological process (GO): proteolysis
Molecular function (GO): metalloexopeptidase activity
Source: RefSeq, a predicted model, not a curated record